CCAUCAAACUGUCUGGCGUCGCUGGGACAGAUCAGAUCGCUGUUGUCUGUACGCAUGGGGCGUGAGGAGGAGAAACUGAUGAUCAGAGGGCUGGGAGACAUCAUGAACAACAAGGUGUUCUACCAGCAUCCCAACCUGAUGAGAGCUCUGGGAAUGCAUGAGACUGUCAUGGAGGUGAUGGUUAACGUCCUGAGUGGAGGGGAAUCCAAGGAAAUCACCUUCCCUAAGAUGGUGGCCAACUGCUGUCGUUUCCUGUGUUACUUCUGUCGCAUCAGUAGACAGAACCAGAAAGCCAUGUUCGACCACCUCAGCUACCUGCUGGAGAACAGCAGCGUCGGGCUUGGAAUCCUAGUUUAUUCCUCCCUCUCUGACCUCCACCGUGGGCCUCAUCCUCUUCUGUAG
Oncorhynchus keta (chum salmon) is the source of this 402-nucleotide messenger RNA. RefSeq names its product ryanodine receptor 2-like. Gene Ontology annotation, biological process: calcium ion transmembrane transport. Gene Ontology annotation, molecular function: ryanodine-sensitive calcium-release channel activity. The record is from RefSeq and is a predicted model, not a curated record. The transcript is spliced from 4 exons. Lineage: Eukaryota; Metazoa; Chordata; Actinopteri; Salmoniformes; Salmonidae. Bases 55 to 402 code for a protein of 115 amino acids. Gene Ontology annotation, cellular component: calcium channel complex; smooth endoplasmic reticulum; sarcolemma.